Molecule: messenger RNA, 2058 nt
Organism: Sporothrix brasiliensis 5110
Lineage: Eukaryota; Fungi; Ascomycota; Sordariomycetes; Ophiostomatales; Ophiostomataceae
Product: KAP-like kinetoplast-associated protein
Exons: 3
Coding region: 1-2058 (685 amino acids)
Source: RefSeq, a predicted model, not a curated record
AUGUCACAUAUACGCACAAGCAACUCCGUCGACCACCAUUCUACCGGUUCAUCGCGCGAAUCAGACUCCAUCACCGACGACGAUAGCUCCCAGGGCUCAUACGACUCUCCCUCGCAAAGUUGGGGCGAGGACUACGGCGAUCUCGAACCUUCCGACUCAGCCUCGGCCAGCGGCGAAUACCAACACCACCACGAUCACCAGCGCAGAGCACCUGUCCGGACCGCCUCGCGCAAACACUCGCGUACCCAGCGUCAACAACAAAGCAUCCCAUACCGGACAGUCCAGGCACCGCCACAACCAGCCAUGAGCACGGAACCGUCCGAAGAGUACGCCACGUAUAGGACUCGUGGCUACCCCCAGCAGGGCACCAAUGGGUACUAUGCGCACCACGCGCAGAGUCACGUCGGCGGAUUCACGCCUCCCUAUGGCGGCAGCCGUGGACAAGUGGUCCAGUACGGCAAUUACCAGAACCCCUUCACAAGUGGCCCAGCUUAUUACAACGAGCGCCCGGCAGGCUAUGACAUGGUCCCCUACCAAAACAACUUCUUUGGCGCCGGACAAUACGGCGUGCCGAUGCCCCCGUAUAUGUACAACGCGCCUCCUCCGCCACCCACCGAGGCGCCAGGCCAGUCACACACCCCAGCACCCGCAGAAAAGAAGCCUGAUCCAGAAGUGGAACGGAUGAAGCAACAGCUUGAAAUUCUCCAAUUGGAGAAGAAGGCUAAGGAAGAGGAGAUCAAGCAGAAGCAACUACAGGAUCAGAUGCGGCAGGCGGCCGAACUGGAGUUUGAGCGCCGCAUGGAGCGCGCCCGCAAAGAGGCGGACGAGCAGAAAAAGGAGCUUGACAAGGCCAAGGCCGACGCCGAGCGGGAUGCUCGUGAGCGCAUGGAGGCCGAACGAAAAGCCGACGCGGAGAAGAAAGCACAACAAGAACAGGCCAUCGCUCGCAUCGAGGCGGAGGCCCGUGCCAAAUUUGAAAAGGAACGCCGCGACGAGGAAGAACGGGUCAAGAGAGACGCCGAGAUUGCUGCCGCCGCCGAAGCUGCUCUGAAAGCCAAGAUGGAGGCGGCCGAGGCUGCAGCCAGAGCAAAGGCGGCCGCCGACUUCAAGGCGGAGAUCGAGGCGAAAGAAGCCGCCGAAAAGAAGGUGAAGGAGGAGAUAGAAUGGCGCAAAAAGCUCGAGGAGGAAGCCAAGCUCAAGGCAGAGAUCGAAGCGCGGACGAAGCUAGAGGAAGAGAGAAAGAAGGCCGAGGAGGCCAAGGAAGCAGAGGAAGAAAAGAAGAAGGAACACAAAGCGCUGGUCGCCAAACUCUCUGAGGAGGCCAAAGUCAAGCUGGAAGAGGAAAAGAAAAAGGCAGAGAAACUGCCAAUCAAGUUUAAGGACGCUGUUGGGCGCAAGUUCCAGUUCCCCUUCAACCUCUGCCAGACAUGGGCCGGGAUGGAAGACCUUAUCAAGCAGGCCUUUGUUCAAGUCGAAGCCAUCGGCCCACAUGUGUUGGAGGGACACUACGACCUAAUCGGGCCCAACGGAGAGAUUAUCUUGCCUUCUAUAUGGGAGAAGGUUGUCGAACCCGAUUGGUCGGUAACUAUGCACAUGUGGCCGAUGGACAAGACACCGCCACUGCGGAACGGCAUACACAUGAACGGCGCGCACAUGCCAGGCCACUUCCCGGGCGGGGCCAUCCCCGUGGGCGGUGUCCGCGGCCACCACCCUAUGCAUGGUAUGCCCCACGGGCGCGGUAUGCCCGUGCCCGGGCGGCCGGGUAUACCGCAACCAGGCACCGGUGCGCCGCGGCCGUGGGCCGGCAUGAUGCCCGGCAUGAUGCGACCUGGUCCAGGCGCCGUGCGCAUGGGUGUACCGAAUGUAGUCGAUGGCGAUCCUAUCCGGCACGAAAAGAAAAAGAGCAGCAAUGGAAAGCAUGCGGGCACGAGUUUCCUCCAGUUCAUGGGCGGCAAGCCACCCAAGGCGGGCAGGAAUAACACACAUGCCUCCCAGGCGGAAAUGAUCAACGAAGAUAAGAACAACAACACGAUGAUCCUACGACUCAUGAACGUCUGA